This is a messenger RNA of Cottoperca gobio, 3353 nucleotides long. RefSeq names its product protein phosphatase, Mg2+/Mn2+ dependent, 1H (gene ppm1h). Gene Ontology annotation, molecular function: [pyruvate dehydrogenase (acetyl-transferring)]-phosphatase activity. Gene Ontology annotation, cellular component: mitochondrion. Gene Ontology annotation, biological process: protein dephosphorylation. Lineage: Eukaryota; Metazoa; Chordata; Actinopteri; Perciformes; Bovichtidae. The record is from RefSeq and is a predicted model, not a curated record. Bases 230 to 1774 code for a protein of 514 amino acids. The transcript has 10 exons.
GACUAGCGUGCAGCUCUUGCCUGCCUUGUGUGUGUGUGUGUGUGUGUGUGUGUGUCUACUGUGGGGCUUUUAUUUCCGCGUUCACCGAGGGAGCGCGAGGCUGAAUGAGUUUUCCCGGCCGCUGUGUGUCUACCUUUCACACCGCGAAAUUGCAUCGCCGUGCGGGGAUCUGUCGGGCGGGGGGAAACUCACGCAAUCGCAUCGCCUGGACCCACGCUGCAGCAGGAUCAUGCUCACGCGGGUGAAAUCGGCGGUGGCCAAUUUUAUGGGAGGUAUGAUGGCUGGUGGCUCUAACGGUGACCAUCCCGGCGGCUCGGAUCUGCCGCUGAAAUAUCCGUAUAGCAGACCGGAGUUCCUGGGACUGUCGCCGGACGAGAUAGAGUGCUCCGCGGAUCACAUCGCGAGACCGAUCCUCAUACUGAAGGAGACCAAACGUCUCCCGUGGUCCACCGGCUACGCAGAGGUGAUCAAUGCUGGAAAGAGUGCGUUGAAUGAGGACCAGGCCUGCUGUGAGGUGCUGGUGGUCAAAAAGAGACCUGCAGGAUGCUCCACGCCCAACCGGACCUCCAUGGCCCGCAGGAGGUCUUCCCUGCCCAACGGAGAGGGUGUGGGCCCCCGGGAGAGUCUGGAGAGCUCCGAAGAACUAACCUUCCACUACUGGGCGUUGUUCGACGGCCACGCCGGCUCCGGGGUGGCUGUAAUGGCUUCCCGCCUUCUACAUCACCACAUCGCCCUGCACCUUCAGGAGGUGUUGGAGAUCGUGUGCACUCCAAACCUGCUGCCCCCUACAUGCCUCGGGGAGGAGCCUGUCAAUCACCACCUCACCCCGACGUCCCAACGCGCCCUCACCAGGGCCGCCUCGCUCCGCGGCGCCGCAGGUGCUCCUGGCUCCCCCAGCACCCCACCCACACGCUUCUUUACUGAGAAGAAGGUUUCACACGAGAGCCUGGUGGUCGGCGCCAUCGAGAACGCUUUCAAAGACAUGGAUGUGCAGAUCGAGAAGGAGAAAGCCGUCUACAACAUCUCAGGUGGCUGCACUGCUCUGGCGGUCGUCUAUUUGCUGGGGAAGCUCUACGUCGCGAACGCUGGAGACAGCAGAGCUAUCAUUAUCCGGGGCGGGGAAGUUAUCCCCAUGUCAGCAGAGUUCACGCCGGAGUCAGAGAGACAGCGACUGCAGUUCCUGGCCUACAUGCAGCCCCACUUAUUAGGGAACGAGUUUACACAUCUGGAAUUCCCGAGGAGAGUCCAGAAAAAAGAGGUGGGGAAGAGGAUGCUGUACCGUGACUUCACCAUGUCAGGAUGGGCGUAUAAAACCAUCGAGGACGAUGACCUAAAGUUUCCCCUGAUCUACGGCGAAGGAAAGAAGGCUCGUGUGUUGGCGACCAUCGGAGUCACCAGAGGCCUCGGGGAUCACAACCUCAAAGUGCACGACUCCAACAUCUACAUCAAGCCCUUCCUGUCCUGCUGCCCAGAGGUCAAAGUUUACCCUUUGACUGAGUGCGAGCAUGGAGCCGAUGACGUUCUGGUGCUGGGAACCGACGGUCUGUGGGACGUCCUCUCCAACCAGGAAGUAGCUGAAGCGGUCACCUGUUUCCUGGCAAACUGCGACCCCGACGACCAGCACAGGUACACAAUGGCAGCUCAAGACCUGGUAAUGAGAGCACGAGGGGUGCUGAAGGAUCGAGGCUGGAGGAUAUCCAACGACAGAUUAGGCUCUGGAGAUGACAUCUCGGCUUACAUCAUUCCCCUCAUGUACGGCAACAAGCAGAACUAGCCACACUACGAAACUACAACCACCACCCGAAACGUAACCCUGCCUUGACUUCUGCAGUUCCCCCUCGUCCCUUGUGCUCUCUUUAAAGUGCUUUAGUGUGGACUUCCUCCUCCGCUGAGGGAUCCAAGAUGUCUCUGAUCACAAAUGGGAUUGUUUUUUCUUCUUCUCCCCAGGCUGUUUCCCCCCCCCCCCUUGAUCAUCCUCAAUCAGGAAGGUCUCUUUUUUUGUCCGGUACUUUUUUUUUUUUUUAUAGAAAAGAAACAUGAAAAGAGCAUUUGAAGAGUUGAACUCAAUCUCGAGGAAGCCAUCAUGAACCUUGUUGUGCGGUUACGAGCGUUAGACUCACGGAUGAGAUGGUGAUGUGCAUCUCAGGAUUGCAGUUACUAACUCAUGCACAAUACUUCUAAAUGUGAAAAUGUAAAUACUCCCAAGGCGUAAGACCUUUGAUUAGUAUGUUUGGUUGAAAACCUGUACAGUGUAUAAAAAAAAACGUAAAAAAAAAACUAAUCUGAAGACUGAUGUCCGUCAUAUAUCACACCUCCUCUGUUCCAUGUAAAGCUUUUAAAUAAGCCACGUUCAGUCAUCUGCCAUUGUUAGUCUGUUGUCCAUAGGGGGAAACUGCAGACGGUACGUCAGCAGGUUCUCCUGAUGCUGCAGUUGCAAUACUGUACUUACUGUUGAGGAACACAUUGAUGAAGAAUACACUAACAGAAGGAGCUACUUUUCAAGAUGUCCGUGUCAGCAAAACUCCUUAUAGUUUUAAAAGAAGUCUUUCCGUUGCACUCAUUAACCAUUAGCCAUCUACCUCAUCAUUUUCUUCCUUUAUAUUCUAUUAACACGUAUUAUCAUCGUCCUCUUUUGAGUGGCCGUUUGCACGCCACGUCAGCUGCAUCGCCGGCCGCUUCCUGUGCCAUUAUUCAAGUUACAAUGAUUUGCUCCUGUACCUGCAAGAUUUGUAAAAAAAAAAUGUUCUGAAGGGAUAAAAAAAAAAAGAAAAGUCUCACAGGGUGUGUGUGAUGGUAAAGUGUUGUACGAAAUAUAUAUAUUUUUCAUAUAUAUUAUGCUACUUGUCAUGCUUUCAUGUUUACCUUUUCUCAGUAUCAGUUGGAUGUAUUGUCACUUUUAAGAUAAACCUAUCCUUAUGAAUAGCAGGUGCCUCUAACAAUGUGUCACUUUAAAGGAAGUAUAAAUAAGACUAUCACUGCAGGCGAUUACAUAGACAACUUAUCUUAUGUGUCUACAAUCAAUAUUGUUCCCUGAUUCCGUGGCUUUCCACAUUUUCCUUUGUUCGAUUGUAGUUUUCCACUUCUACUAAAUGUGCGCAGAUAUUGUACCUUAAACGGCCGUCCGAGUGGCGGAAGUAUGUGAAACAUGGAACAGAGUCGCUUAAUUUAAAUGUAAAAAUGUACAUAAUGUUCUAAGUGGAUACUUUCUUUCUUUUACUGUAGGUGAUGUACUUCUUACUGAAACAAAAAGACGUACUUUGUUCUGUUUUGGAAACCAAGGAACAGUGUAAAAGAAAUGGUUUAAAUGCUCACUUUUCUGCUCUAUUAAAAAAAACAAAUAAAAAAAAACUUUA